CCGCCUCGGGAGACCUACAUGAGGUGCAGGAGUGGCUGGGCUUCCCGUCUCCACCUCCGCGAGCACCCAGACUGAUGGCGAUGGUGAUGGCGGCUGCUACUCGGACAGCCCCAAUGAAACUGCGCUCGGAGCGGUACAUCCAGAAAGUGCUCAGAAGAAACUUCCUGCCAGAAAAACUAAAAAAGCAGUAUUUAUAACACUGGAAUUUUUGGGUAACUUAUUAAAAUGGCAGAAAAUAGUGAAAGUAAUAGUAAAGAUGUAGAUGUCAGACCCAAAACUAGUCGGAGUAGAAGUGCUGACAGAAAGGAUGGUUAUGUGUGGAGUGGAAAGAAGUUAUCUUGGUCAAAAAAGAGUGAAAGUUUUUCAGAUGCUGAAACAGUAAAUGUUAUAGAGAAAACUGAAGUUCCUUUACAGAGCCAAGAAAGAAAGCACAGCUGUUCAUCCAUCGAGUUGGAUUUAGAUCAUUCUUGUGGGCAUAGAUUUUUAGGCCGAUCUCUUAAACAGAAACUGCAAGAUGCUGUGGGGCAGUGCUUCCCAAUAAAGAAUUGUAGUAGUCGGCACUCUUCGGGGCUUCCAUCUAAAAGAAAAAUUCAUAUCAGUGAACUCAUGUUAGAUAAGUGUCCUUUCCCACCUCGAUCAGAUUUAGCCUUUAGGUGGCAUUUUAUUAAACGACACACUGCUCCUAUAAACCCCAAACCAGAUGAAUUGAUAAGCACAGAUUUGUCUCAGAGUGAAUUGAGAGAUGGUCAACUAAAACAAAGAAGAAACAUGGAAGAAGAGGUGAACUGUUUCUCACAUGCCAAUGUUCAGCCCUGUGUUAUAACCACCAACAAUGCUUCAUGUAGAGGUGGUCCUAUGGCUGGCUCUUUGAUGAACCUGGUUUCAAAUAAUUGUAUAGAAGAUAGUGAUAUGGAUUCAGAUGAUGAAAUUAUAACACUUUGCACAAGUUCCAGGAAAAGAAACAAACCCAAAUGGGAAAUGGAUGAAGAAAUCCUUCAGUCGGGAACAACUCCUAAGUACCACACCCAGAUUGAUUAUGUCCACUGUCUUGUACCAGACCUCCUUCAGAUCAAUAACAAUCCAUGUUACUGGGGAGUUAUGGAUAAGUAUGCAGCUGAAGCUCUCCUAGAAGGAAAACCAGAGGGUACCUUUUUACUUCGAGACUCAGCACAGGAAGACUAUUUAUUCUCUGUUAGUUUCAGACGCUAUAGUCGUUCUCUUCAUGCUAGGAUUGAACAGUGGAAUCACAACUUUAGCUUUGAUGCACAUGAUCCUUGUGUCUUCCAUUCUCCUGAUAUUACUGGGCUCCUAGAACAUUAUAAGGACCCAAGUGCCUGUAUGUUCUUUGAACCACUUUUAUCCACUCCCUUAAUUCGGACUUUCCCCUUCACCCUACAGCAUAUAUGCAGAACAGUUAUUUGUAACUGUACAACUUAUGAUGGCAUUGAUGCCCUUCCAAUUCCUUCUUCUAUGAAAUUAUAUCUGAAGGAAUAUCACUAUAAAUCAAAAGUUAGAGUACUCAGGAUUGAUGCACCAAAACAACAAUGCUAGGUAGAGGGUAGGAACAUGGGAAUUUAAUACCUUAUUUUUCUUAAUGCUACUUUGAGUUUUUCUACAAGGGCAGUUAAGAGUCUGAAAUAAACCUCUGCCCUAAAUUUUGCUUCCAGAUCUGUUUAUUUUUCUUACAAUACACUAAUUGUUUAAAGUUACACACUAAGGGUUAAUGGGUAUUUUUGACCAAGUGGUUUUUGUUUUUAUUCUAUAGAGUAUAUACUUAACUUUUUUUCUUUUCUUAAUUGUAAUUUGCAUAUGAUCCAGGGAUAUUUGAAAAUUGGUAAACAUUGUAAACACAGUUAAUAAUUUGUAUUUCAUUAUUUUCUUUAAAAAUAAUCCUAUGUCCUUUCUUAGAUGUAAAAUGCUUUGUUAACUUAUGCCAUUGGCAUUCCUAUACAUAAAAUACGGUUUCCCCGUCUCCCUUUCCAGAGUUGUUUUCAAAUUCUUCAGUAAAGCUGAGUGUUGUAAUUUACAAUCUACACUAAUGUAAUUGACUCGUAAUUUACUAAUAGGGAUGUUAAAGGUAACAACAUAGCUUAAAAUCCAACUUGAUGUGUUUUUACAGUAUUUUAAAUAUUAACUAAAGCAGGAUUACUAAAUUUGAUUCAUCUCAUCAGUAAGAAUCAAAUGAGAACAUAACAUUUUUGGAGAUGAAUGUAUUCUACAAUGUGGCAUGGUCAUUUGUUAAUCCUUGAAUAGGUCUCUCUUAAAACCUGGAACAUAAAUAUUGUUCCUUUCUCACUGGGAGCUUUAAAAAUAAUGAUAACACUGUUAGUAACUAGUAGUUACUAAAGUUCUAAAAACAAUUGUGGGGGUUUUUUUUCUGUAUUUACUUAUGAACUGUUGCUUCUACUUAGCUCUUUUAUAGAAACUCAGCCUGUUACUUGGGGAGAUGCUACAGUUUAUAAACAGCCAUGCAUUUUCAUUGUUCCCUAAAUAAGUUUUCAUUAUUUUAAAUUGAACUUGAAUAAAGAUUCAAGAAGUGAACAUAGAGCUUAGUAUUCAGAAAGCUUAAUAUUGUUUUUAAUCUUCAAUUUUCAAAUAAUUAUUCCUAUCUUCAGAAUUAACAUGUCUUUAUUGUAACUUCAAAAAAA
This is a messenger RNA of Myotis myotis, 2648 nucleotides long. RefSeq names its product suppressor of cytokine signaling 4 (gene SOCS4). Lineage: Eukaryota; Metazoa; Chordata; Mammalia; Chiroptera; Vespertilionidae. The transcript is spliced from 2 exons. The record is from RefSeq and is a predicted model, not a curated record. Gene Ontology annotation, molecular function: 1-phosphatidylinositol-3-kinase regulator activity. Gene Ontology annotation, biological process: positive regulation of proteasomal ubiquitin-dependent protein catabolic process; negative regulation of epidermal growth factor-activated receptor activity; phosphatidylinositol phosphate biosynthetic process. Bases 226 to 1551 code for a protein of 441 amino acids. Gene Ontology annotation, cellular component: phosphatidylinositol 3-kinase complex.